Phlebotomus papatasi is the source of this 1051-nucleotide messenger RNA. RefSeq names its product ubiquitin carboxyl-terminal hydrolase-like. Gene Ontology annotation, cellular component: cytoplasm. Gene Ontology annotation, biological process: ubiquitin-dependent protein catabolic process; protein deubiquitination. The transcript has 3 exons. Bases 140 to 835 code for a protein of 231 amino acids. The record is from RefSeq and is a predicted model, not a curated record. Lineage: Eukaryota; Metazoa; Arthropoda; Insecta; Diptera; Psychodidae. Gene Ontology annotation, molecular function: cysteine-type deubiquitinase activity.
AUAAUUUCGUAUUAAAUUCAAGCAAACAUAUUUUUGGUUUUGUUUACGAGGCGGAGUGCGAAGCCAAAGACACAGUUGAUUUUUUAUACAGUGGAAAAUAUUUAAUUAUCUUUAUAAUUUUCUAGUGAAAGUUGUUAGAAUGACAGUCUGGGUUGUACCGUUGGAAUCGAACCCUGAGGUUCUGAAUAAAUACAUUUAUGCCCUGGGAGUAUCUAAAAAAUGGAGUAUCGUUGAUGUGUUAAGCCUGGACCCUGAAAUGCUAGAAUGGGUUCCACAACCAGUGCAGGCUGUUAUCCUUCUCUUCCCCUGCUCAGAUGCGAAUGAGGUUCAUCGUAGCCAGGAGAACGCUGAAUUAAAGACCAAUCCCCAGACAAUCCCAAGUGAUUUGUUCUACAUGAAACAGACAGUUCGGAAUGCCUGUGGGACAAUUGCUCUAAUCCACAGCAUUGCUAACAGCCCAGAUGUUGCGUUAGAGGACGGCGGAGUCCUCACGGAAUAUCUCAAGAAAACCCGAGGAAUGACACCAGAGGAGCGUGGUAGAAUUCUUGAGGAAGACAAAGAGUUCAUAAGGAUUCAUGAAGAAGUGGCUCAAGAGGGACAAACUGAAGCUCCGAAUCUCGGAGAGAAGAUUAACCAUCAUUUCGUGGCUUUUGUCAACAAAAAUGAUGAGUUAUUUGAGCUGGAUGGCAGCAAGAAGGAAUUCCCAGUGAAACAUGGACCAACGUCAGCUGAGACUUUUCUUCAGGAUGCUGCUAAGGUAUGCAAGAUCUUCAUGCAGCGCGAUCCUGAGGAGGUUCGCUUCAAUGUCAUUGCCUUAACUGCUACCCAUGAUUGAUUCCGAUAAAUCGAGAGCCAGAAAGUUAAAAAGAUAAAAAAAAAUGAUAGGAUGGCUAAUGCCCUGUGAUAUGAUUUGAUCGUGUCGCUGCUGUUAAAUUUAGUACGUAUUGCUCCCAAAGCCCUACGACCUUAAGUAUGCUGCUCUGUUAGACGCCCUUACACCCCUCACAAAAAAAAAAUUUUUAGAAAUAAAACAGGAAAGAUGUUCGGCCUU